AUGGAAACUUGGGAAAAUUGGAAAAUUGUGUCGUUACUUGUUUGUGUAUUUGCUAUGGUUAGAGAAAUACGACCAAUUGAGCCAUUUUUCACGUCAUACCUCAAAAGUAUGAAUUUCACAUUAAACCAGAUCAACGAAGAAAUAUAUGCAGUGGGGACUUACUCGUGUCUAGUAUUAGCUGUUAUAAUAUUCUUAGUUACAGAUUAUUUUCGGUACAAACCGUUGAUCAUUGCUGAUGGAAUUGCUGGAAUUUUCACAUAUGCGUUACUACUAGGAACACCAAGUUUAUUCAGAGUUCAAAUGGAACAAAUGUUCUUUGGAUUUUUUUAUUCAUCAGAAGUUGCGUUCACUACGUAUUUGUAUGCCAAGGUCGACGACAAACAAUAUUAUCAAAAAAUCACCAGUCUAGUGAAAGCAUCUAUGUUAUUCGGCAGAUUCCUGUCUGGAUUAAUUGCGCAAACUGUUGUUUCGACACACUUAUUGAACGAAGUUUAUCUACUAUACAUCAGUAUAUUUAGUACUUCAUUUGUAACACUAUGGUCAUUAGUUCUGCCUAAAGUAGAACACAGUUUAUACUUUCAUAGAAAUAAGGAAUUAACAGUAAACAUUAAACGACAUCAAUCUAAUGGGGUUGCGAUUGAUGAUAAUGUAUCAAAUGAAGUUCCUAAAACUUCAAAAGUUACUAAAUUCAAAGAAGUCAAGCAGAUGAUUUUUGAUGACUUUCAAUCGGCAUAUAAAAAUACUUACGUAGUGAAAAAAUGUGUUUGGUGGAUAGUUGCUGUUGUUGGUUAUAUUAUAGUAGCAACGUAUAUUCAAGUUGUAUGGGAGGACGUGAACAAAAAUAAAAGAGAACUAAUGAAUGGCGCCGUCGAAUCUAUACACACUCUUUGUGGAGCUGCAGGUGCAUAUGCAGUUGGUCACUUGGACUAUGAUUGGAAAAAAUUUGGUGAUAUUAUAUUUACAGUUGGAACCUUUGUUUUGGCUUUAUUAUUAUUCGUUAUAUAUUACUGCGAUUCAUUAUGGAUAUUAUACCUGUUAUACAUAAUGUUCGGUACUUGUUACCAAAUAUUGUUAACUAUCACUACCUCUGAAGUUGCGAAGCACAUAAAACCCGACAGUUAUGGAUUAAUAUUUGGUUUUAAUUUGUUUAUGUCAUUAUUGAUAAUCUCAAUAUUUACAUUAUUAUUUAUCCAAGGCCUUGUUGUUGUUAUAGGGACAAAAAAUCAGAUAUUAACUGUUUCUCUGAUGUUUGCUUCGAUGUCUGCAUUACUAUUUGUUGCGGCUGUUAGAAAAUGGAAGAAAUAA
Macrosiphum euphorbiae (potato aphid) is the source of this 1305-nucleotide messenger RNA. NCBI's taxonomy places the organism in Eukaryota, Metazoa, Arthropoda, Insecta, Hemiptera, Aphididae. The record is from the annotation of a GenBank genome assembly.